Molecule: messenger RNA, 3920 nt
Organism: Blastomyces dermatitidis ER-3
Lineage: Eukaryota; Fungi; Ascomycota; Eurotiomycetes; Onygenales; Ajellomycetaceae
Product: MYB DNA binding protein
Exons: 4
Coding region: 729-3488 (919 amino acids)
Biological process (GO): telomere maintenance via telomere lengthening
Molecular function (GO): protein homodimerization activity; double-stranded telomeric DNA binding
Source: RefSeq, a predicted model, not a curated record
GUUACUAUAAUAAGAUCCGACAUAGUAAGCCCAUAAUAUUAAUUCGGCCUUGUCUAUUCAAUAUUACGCUGCGUAUAGACCAGUCAAAUCCACCAACCAACAUUAAAGUGCGUGUGUAGUUCGGGGAUACUCUGUUUUUCUAGGCGGAUGUUGGCAAGGCGGAUUCGAUUGCCAGAAUUGAAUCUCAAAAUGCACUGGCUCUAUAAUGUUAUUGAUGAUGCUGGUGAGAUGGUAACAGCCAGUUCGCUGUCACUGUAAGCUGUUAGGGAGUGGAAGUUGAUGUCGCCUCGAGGGCUGGUUUGAACGACUUCCGCAUUCAGACGCAAUAUAGGGCAAUGUGCUAGAAAGCCCUAAGUGGCGGAACGAAAUGACUAUUCCUAUUCUGAACUAGCCUUGCUAACAUAACCAGGCAAAGUCUCCAUACUACUCGAUUGCUGGACAAUGGAGAACUCUUCAGCUUCAAUUGCGUGAAUUCCGAUAAUUCAACUGUUUCAAACAUAAUAAAGGAGUUGCCAGUCCUAGCAGCAUGCAGUGUUGAAGAUUAAUCCGUGCUGUGAUGCUCCUCUGAGGCCGUUUCCGUUGCUCGCUGCUCCUACGUCAAGGAAAAUUUUCUGCCACAAGAGCCCCCAAGCCCUACUUUUGCGCCCUAUCCCUAAACCCUCAUUUCUUCUCCUGGAAGUCCUCCUGGACGAUCGUGCAUACACGCCACGCCGCCCGCCGCGCCUAUCAUGGUCAACCCUCCAGCUUCAGACAACCCAGCCGACGCUAUCCCAGAGGAUGCUCAGCAACAGUCCUCUAUCUCUGCUCCUGUAGACAACAAUGGAUCCUCAAAGGUAAUACACGGACUGGAAGAGAGCGAUGAAUCCAACAACGCCUCUGCCCAUGUCGCAAAGAAACGGCGGACGGGCUCUGACGGCGAGACGGGUCCGGAACCAUCUAGUAUGACGGAGCAGCCGCUGCCAAAAGAAAAUGUGGGGCAGGGAGUCAAAAAUUCUGCAGAGCAGUCCGCGGGACCCCCCAUUUCGCCUGCCGCCAAAGUUGAACCCAACGGGAGCCCCGACGUCCUUGAGGAAAAGAAAGCAAACGGUCAUUCCACUGCAAUUCAAGGAGCUGCUACUUCUGCAUUUGCGCAGGACCAACUGGGACCAGACGUUGCUGAGGUCAUUUCAAAUAUCAUGAGUUAUUCAGAGCGAGUGGAGGAACAGUACAACCUCAGUCAGCAGCUUAAGAACUCAGGUGGAGGGUCGCAGCCUUUAGUGUUCGUCAAGGCCAACUCGCAGCUGAUGAUCCAGAGCUUGCCGAUAUUAGACAACUUGUCUACCCAAAUUCUUACUUUGCUUGCCCAAUCGUCCUACCAAGACCUAACAUCAAUUGUGUCCGAACCCACCUCCGAGAGCGGACAAGCCUACUCAACUAUGAGGUCUCUAUUCGACCAUACAAAAAAUGUAUAUACGUCCAAAGGAUCUUUUCUAUCGCCACGCGAGCUUGAUCUCACCGAACCAAACCAGGUGGAUAUCAUCAGGAAGGCCAAUAUGGCAUCGUUUGUCUCAAGCAUUUUCGGUAGCCAGGAGAUUGGCUUUUCUGAACUCGACCAAUACUUCCUGGAAAUAUUUGUGCCCGAGGGAAAUCGAUUGCUGAAAGUACAAGGUGCACUGUUCCUGGAGCUCAAAACUCAGGCGUACAUCGCAGCGAUGAGCUCUGGGAAACGCUCACGAACCGAACUUUUGUACGAAUUGUUCCCCGAUGAUCUCGAAGAACGAUUACUUUCCCGAAGGCCAGGUACAAAACAACUCGCACCAAGUGAGACAGACUUCGUAAAACGUGCUUACUCACGACGCGACAUCCUCCUCAACGAAGUGAACAACCCAGAGGCUGCUGCGGCAUUACCGGAAAAGUAUCGCUGGGAGGAUUUCUUAAGGGAUCUAAGCUCAUACGUGAGCAAAAAUUUCGAGGCUAUUAGUCAUCAGCAGACCAAAAAAUCGAGUAAAGGCCGGUUAUCAACGAAUGGUGAGGUGCAAGAAUCUCGCAGCGCCCCCCUCGAAGGGCAAUUUUCUGUCGUCCCCAACCCACCUGAAGCCGCCCAGGUUUCCCGUAGUGCCGCCCAUAGCGACCUCGUCGCAAGAGCCGCCCGCGCUGCUCAAAUCGCCCUUCAAGGUCAGGGCAGAGGGGCGCGAAACGCUGCUAAGGCCGCCCAGCAGGGCCGACAAGCUCAAUCAACAGCAGCCCAGGCUGUAUCUCAACCACCACCGCCGCCACCGCCACCGCAACAGCAACAGCAGCAAGUACCUCGAGUUCAACAACAGCCACAGUAUCUUGCACCCCAGGUACCGCAACAGCAGUUACAGCAACACCAACAAGUACCUAGUCACCAACAACAACCGCCCAAACAAUUACAGUUUGUCCAACCUCCACAGCAGGCGCCUGCCCGUCCUGCGCAUGGGCUUCCCCAAAGUCCCCAUCGGCCAGCUUCUCAGCACAUGUAUCAUCAAGCCACUAUGACAACGACAUUCCCUGCACACCCGACACAUCCAGCACAGGUGCCACCAGCGCAACCGGCCCAGAUCACAUUCCACCAAACCCCGCUCCAUUUUCAACAAUAUAACCCCGCCGCCGCACAUGCGUCAGUCACGGCAAGGGCACAUGCAGCUGCCGCCAAUUAUGGUUACAUGCCAGGAGUUCCCCAUUAUUCUCAGUCCCAGCCGACACAGAUCCUCUACGAACGAGCCAGGAUGGCGACGACAGCAAAGUCCUCACCCACGAACCGUCGUGCUGGACUUCCAAGCCAACGUCGCCCCUGGACAACGGAGGAGGAAAAUGCAUUAAUGGCCGGCCUGGACAGGGUCAAGGGGCCCCACUGGAGCCAGAUAUUAGCGAUGUUCGGACCUGGUGGCACGAUUAACGAAACCCUCAAGGAUCGCAACCAAGUACAACUUAAAGACAAAGCACGAAACCUCAAGUUAUUCUUCCUCAAAAGCGGCAUCGAGGUACCUUACUAUCUCAAAUUUGUUACUGGUGAACUGAAAACUCGCGCUCCAGCACAGGCUGCCAAGCACGAAGCGCGAGAGCGACAGCGUAGAAUGGGUGAUGAAGAUAAAGCGCAUGUAGAAGGCAUUGAAGGGAUGAUGGCACUUGCUGGCGCUCACGCGGGAUCAAAUAUGCCCCCUGAGUCUGCUCAUAGUAGCAUGGCUGGCUCCCCUGGGCUGAUGCACCAGCAAAAUCAGCCACAGCCACAGCCACAACAACAGCAGCAGCAGCAGCAGCAACAGCAACAGCAACAGCAACAGCAACAGCAGCAGCAGCAGCAGCAGCAGCAGCAGGAACACCUGGAAGUGCAACAUGCGCAGGAACAAAGCAUGGAGCAGACGUUGAUCCAAAGCCUAGCGCAGGACGCAAAGCAUGACGGAAUGCAUCUUGAGCAGCAACCACAGAAUAUGCAACAAAAUAUGCCACAGAGCAUGGUUGACCCGUCCCUUCAAAACCAGCAAUGAAGAACUAGUUUUCAUGGUACAUGGGGUAAAAAACAAACUGGUAUUACUCUAGUCUGGUUUUUUCUUACUCGUCUGGUUACACUGGGUGGGAUAUUUCUAUUUUGGUUGGAGUGGCCGGAAUAUUAUAUUUUCUUUCUGCAUUUGUAUUCACGGAAGGUUGUUACCAGAUGGUCAAACACUAAAAGGAUUGUUAAACGGUUGUCGAAGGGCUGGUAUUUGUUUUCUAGGCGCGACGAGAGUUUUUGCUGCUAACAGAUAUAUUCGUUUUGCACCUGAGGAUGAUGUUUUAACUAUUUUAACUAUUUUUUUAAUUUUUUUUAUUGCUUUGCUGGCUGUAAGUUAGAAGCGCCGAAACGAAAAGAAAACAAAAAAUUUGUCUAAAGUGAGAAGUGGAAACAGAAUACCAAUUCCUCAUCUAGAGAUUUCACAAUA